Trematomus bernacchii (emerald rockcod) is the source of this 3485-nucleotide messenger RNA. RefSeq names its product ddb1 and cul4 associated factor 6 (gene dcaf6). Gene Ontology annotation, cellular component: cytoplasm; Cul4-RING E3 ubiquitin ligase complex. Lineage: Eukaryota; Metazoa; Chordata; Actinopteri; Perciformes; Nototheniidae. Gene Ontology annotation, biological process: positive regulation of transcription by RNA polymerase II. Gene Ontology annotation, molecular function: protein binding. The record is from RefSeq and is a predicted model, not a curated record. Bases 332 to 3055 code for a protein of 907 amino acids. The transcript is spliced from 20 exons.
CGCAGUUGAUCGCGAUGUUUGGACACAGCUGACCGCUGCCUGCUAGAAGAAAUCAAACCACCAGGCUAGGCUAGCAGGACAGACAGUUAGCGGCGCAGAGAGCAGCGGGCAGCGAAUGUAAACUCAGGGGGAACCGAGGAGACAACACAAGGACCGGGGCUAAACCUCCAGAGAUGCGGACGUUGAGUGUCGUCUCACCGCAAGCUAACGUUAGCUUUGUCCCGACACACAGGGACUGAUCUCUGUGGCAAAGACGACAGAUAAAACGGCGACAUCAACAGGAACGGGUUAGCUUAGCUUCAAUGUUAUUGUUAAUUAAACCCCACAUAUUAUGGUCACGAUGUCCUACUCUGGAAACCUGGUUUGGGAUGUAAAUAAACGUUUAAUUGGAUACAACGAGCCCAACAUCAUCAGGAGCAACUAUUUAGGUAGAAAAGAAUUUGUCCAGAGACUUAAGCUUGAAGGGACGCUGAAUGUUCACGAUGGCUGUGUCAACACUAUAUCCUGGAGCGACACGGGUGAAUAUCUCUUGUCGGGGUCAGACGACACCUUUUUGGUUAUCUCCAACCCGUACAACAAGAAGGUCAAGAAGUCCAUACGCUCCGGCCACCGGACGAAUAUCUUCAGCGCGAAGUUCAUGCCCCACACCAACGACCAGGAGAUCAUCUCCUGCUCCGGAGACGGCGUCAUCUACUACACCAACACGGAGAAGAGUCCUGAGCACAACAGACAGUGUCAGUUCACCUGCCACUACGGGACAGCUUAUGAGAUUAUGACGGUACCAAAUGACCCCUACACGUUCCUGUCGUGUGGGGAGGACGGCACGGUGCGAUGGUUUGACCUCCGCACCAAGACCAGCUGUACAAAAGAAGACUGCAAAGAUGACAUUCUGAUAAACUGUCGCCGAGCAGCGACCUCUAUAUCCAUCUCUCCUCUGGUGCCGUACUACCUGGCCGUCGGCUGCUCCGACAGCUCGGUGCGGAUCUACGACAGACGCAUGCUGGGAACCAGAGCCACAGGUAACUACAUGGGCCGGGGGACGACGGGGAUGUGUGUGAAGUUCGUCCCCGCUCACCUGUCCAACAAGUCGUGCCGCGUGACGUCUCUCUGCUAUAGCGCGGACGGCCAGGAGGUGCUGGUCAGCUACUCCUCCGAUUACAUCUACCUGUUCGACCCCAAAGACGACCAGGCCCGAGAGCUGAAGGGCCCGCCUAGCGAGACGAGGGAUGAGUUUCUGAGACAGCUGAGACAGCCUCCAGUGAAGCGCCUCCGCCUGCGGGGGGACUGGUCUGACACUGGACCCCGCGCUCGCCCUGAGAGCGAGAGGGAGAGAGACGGGGAGCAGAGCCCGAACGUGUCUCUGAUGCAGAGGAUGUCGGACAUGUUGUCUCGGUGGUUUGAGGAGGCCAGCGAGGCUCAGAGCAGCCGAGGAACCCGACCGCAGACACGGCCCACAGUGGCCGCUGUGCGUCUAGGGGGGGCGUCGAGUGUUCCUGCUCUGCCUGCUCCGGCGGGCUAUCAUCUGUUUGCAAAUCCACAGAGGACUGCAGAGCCAACCCCCCCGGAGGAGCCAGCCGGACCUGCAGCAGCCGCCGCCACAGCCAUCCCUAAAUCCACCUCCUCUUCAUCCUCAGGGUCGUCAUCAACAGUCACAGCACCUCCUCCGUCCACCUCCUCUUCAGUGGAGAGCUCAGUCCCUUCCUCCUCCUCGCCCGACACCACCGGGACCCCCACGCCCACCCCCGCUCUCUCAGAUUCCCCCUCGUCUGUGGUAAACAAACAGCUGGGAUCCAUGACUCUUGACGAACAGCAGGGAGCAACAGAAGCUGCAGGUUCGCCUCCUGAUCAACCUGUUUCUGCACCGGUUAACGCUCCCACUACCUCCACCACCUCCUCCUCCUCCACCUCCACAUCCUCCACCACCUCCUCCUCCACCUCCACCCUGAGCAGCACAAGUCGGCCCAGCGCAGCAGAGCCCGUCCUCAGCCUGCACUACAGCUCCGAGGGAACCACCACCAGCACCAUUAAGCUGGACUUCACUGAUGAGUGGAGCAGUAGCACAUCGAGCUCUAUGGGCAGCGGGGGUCCCAAAAGAUCUGAAUCUGUUCCUGCAGUGAACCGAGAGAGUCUGUCCACGGAGAGCUCAGCCGCAGAGCAAACUCCCUCUCUGUCCUCGGGGCAGCAGAGUGUCGCGGCCGCCUCCUGCUCCGGGGCCCAGGCUGCUGCUGCUGCUGCUGCUGCUGGAUCCUCUCAGUGGGAAACCGUGGCUCCUUCAGGGGCGGAGAGCAGUCCGCCUGUGGGCACGGAGGACAGGACGGGGGGCUGCAGGAGAGCGGAGCCCCGAGGGGAGGAGGGGGGCGAGGAGGGCCAGAGUCAGGCGGCACGGCCCCACCAGGACUCUGACGACAGCGACGAUGACCCCAUCCUCAUCCCGUCCACCAGGUUCGGGGGUCAGGGCCAGAGAUUAAAUUCCAGAGGAUCUGCAGUAGGAGAUAGGAUGAUCAGACGCUCAGCAGCCGCUCGUAUCCAGGAGCUUUUCCGCAGGAGGAAAGAACGACGGGAGAUGGAGGAGAGCGAGACCCAGAAUAUCAGGAUACCCUUGGUCAAGCAGGUCUACAAAGGCCACCGCAACUCCAGGACAAUGAUAAAGGAGUCUUGUUUUUGGGGCGACAACUUUGUGAUGAGCGGCUCAGACUGCGGCCACAUCUUCAUCUGGGACCGACACACAGGGGAGCACCUCAUGCUGCUGGAGGCCGACAACCACGUGGUGAACUGCCUGCAGCCGCACCCCUACGACCCCAUUCUGGCUUCUUCGGGGAUUGACUACGAUAUCAAGAUUUGGUCGCCACGGGAGCAGGCGGCGUCUUUCAACAGAAUCCUCGCUAAUGAGGUAAUCACUCGAAAUGAGCUGAUGCUAGAGGAAACCAGGAACACAAUCACAGUCCCGGCCUCUUUCAUGCUCCGAAUGUUGGCCUCCCUUAAUCACAUCAGAUCAGAUCGAUUAGAAGGGGAUCGCUCCGAGGGUUCGGGACAGGAAAAUGAGGAAGAGCAGUAGCCUGCGGGCAUUUUAAAUUGAAAUAAAAAAACUAUUUCUUCUUGCUGUAUAGCACAUGAAAAAAAAAAACCCUGAGAUUUGUACAAGUAUAGUGUAGAAUACUUCCUUUUGAAAACUAGUGUAAUUUCUAGGCCCCCCCUGUGUUUUUUUUAUGACUUUCUUACUGAUGUUUCUGUAUGAGGAUAAUCUACAUCUGUGUGAAUGCAAGAGGCAAAGGACGUCAGUAUAUAUAUAUAUUAAGUGUGAGAAUAAUGGCGGCUGGAGUGCAAGGAUGUUAAGUGCAAUAUUAUUUUGUUAGGAGAAAGUGAGCUUUGAUCAGUGUUAACGUGUGACAUUUUGAAUUUGUAGCACAAAGCUAAGAAUUGUUGAUGUGCUGCUCCGGCAGUUACGCAUGUAAACAAGGACUUUAAGUAAAAACAUACUUGGAGAA